Molecule: messenger RNA, 3097 nt
Organism: Suricata suricatta (meerkat)
Lineage: Eukaryota; Metazoa; Chordata; Mammalia; Carnivora; Herpestidae
Gene: DRC11
Product: IQ motif containing with AAA domain 1
Exons: 18
Coding region: 245-2635 (796 amino acids)
Molecular function (GO): protein binding; ATP binding; ATP hydrolysis activity
Source: RefSeq, a predicted model, not a curated record
AAGGUUCCUGAGCCUCGGGGUGGCAACAGGAAAGUUCGAAUUCCCCUCGGUGCCUGCACCUCUCUGCGGGUGGUCGCCUUUUCCUGCCCAGAGUGAGAGAACAUCUCCAAUCCCUGUCCCCUCCUCCAGAAGGACCUCUCCGUGGCCGCUCCUGGGGGUGUCCCGACCCCUGCUGCCGGCCGCCCUUCGGAAGGAGAGUGAGGAGCUUCCAGGCGGGCGAGGGAAACAGGGAAAGGAGCCAGCCAUGUCGAACGCGAUGUAUAACAAGAUGUGGCAUCAGACCCAAGAAGCCCUCAAUUCUCUGCUUGAUAAAGAGUCUGAGAGUACGACAGAACCCCGAAGAAACCAAGUUCUCGUCUUCCAAAUGCUGGCCACCUUCUACAUAAAAUACCUGCAGAUCUUCAGAAACCUGGAGAAUGUCUACGACCAGAUCGUCCACCCCCAGAAGCGGCUGCUGAUCCGAAAAAUCCUGGAUGGGGUGAUGGGUCGCAUCCUGGAACUGAAGAAUGAGAUGGUAGAGUUGGAACUAACCGAGUUCCAUUAUUUCGAUGACGUCCUACAGGACCUGAAGUUGGCGCCUCAACAACUAGACAUCCCCAUCCCCAAGUAUUUUUUGAAGGAGAAGUUGGAAGUAAUCAAAGGAAGAGAGAGAAUCCUGGCGCAGAUCCUAGCCGACUCCAGAUUAGAUGUGGAUGAAAAGAAAUCCUCUGUGAAGAGUAUGCCCCUGGAAGAGGCCGUUAAGUUAAUCCAGGUCGCUGAGAGGGCGCGGCAGGGUCGCCUCCGGGCCAUGUUCAUGAAGCAGAUCUUUCGUCAAGAAUACAGAGCAAAGCAAGCCAAGAUCCUCAGCGAGAAAGUAGUGGAUCUGGAGGCCGCAGCGCUGCAGAUCCAGAAGGUCUGGCGAGGUUUCCGUCAAUAUAAGAAAACCAAAAAGCAGAGAGAGGAUGAGAUGAUGUUCCUGGGUAUGAAUCCACCUCCUCUGUUUAAUGAAGUCAGUGCCACCAUGAUGCAGGCUGAAAAGGUGACCUCCCUGAGGAAUGAGGUGCAGACCAAGCAUGAGGAGAAGUACAGGGAAGCUUUGGUCACAAUCAAGGAUGACCUGAAAUUAGUAGAAGGUCCAGACAUCAAGGACAACCUGCAAGACCAGAUCCGGCAUUGGUUCAUCGAAUGCAGGAACUUAACAGGCACGUUUCCUGACUACCCUAAUGCAGAAGAAGGAGGGUCAGCGGUUAUUUUUUCCAACAAGACCCCACAACAGGUUAUUGAAGAUAUUAUUGCAAGCCAAGAAGAGGAGGAGAAAAACAAAAAGAAUAAAAAGAAGAAGGCAAAGAAUCCCGAGAAACCUAGGAAAGAUAAGGAGAAAAAAGGCACAAGGGAAAAAGGCAAGGAAGAAGAUGAGGGGUGGAAAAUGUCACCAAGUGUUUUCCUUCCUGCGAUGGAGGAAGGAAAUAACGUGUACAAAGACGUGUGGAAGAAUCGGGACGAGUCGUGGAAUUUCCCCCAGGACUAUGACCCGGAACUGAUCAGGCAGGAGAAGCGGGAGGAGCUGGAGUCGGAGAUCAGAAUACAGGUGGACGAGCUGAUGAGGCAGGAGCUAAAAAACCUGAAACUGGCCGUGAACAGAGAAAAGGAGCAGCCGCUCAAAGCAGGAAAGAAGAAAGGAGACAAAAAGAAAAACAAAGGGACCAAAGGGAAGAAGGAUAAAGAUCUGACGCCUGACAGGACCCUCGAGUCCCUGUACACGGAGCUGGUGGAGGAAGGGUUGCUGAUCCGGGCCCCGAACGUCAACCUCUCUGAUUACAUCGGUUCUGCAGUGGUGCAUGAGCGCGCCCCGUUGGUGAAAUCGCUGCUGCUGGCCGGACCGUCCGGGGUAGGCAAGAAGAUGCUGGUCCACGCCAUCUGCACCGAAACGGGGGCCAACCUCUUCAACCUGUCGGCAGCCAACAUCGCCGGGAAGUACCCCGGCAAAAGUGGCCUCCAGAUGAUGCUACAUGUGGUCUUCAAGGUGGCCCGGCAGCUGCAGCCCUCGGUGGUCUGGGUCGGAGACACGGAGAAAACCUUCUACAAGAAAGUUCCCAGCGCGGAAAGGAUGAUCGAACCCAAACGCCUGAAAAAACAGCUUCCAAAAAUCCUGAGACUCCUGAAGCCGAGUGACAGGAUCCUGAUCGUGGGGACCACGAGGCGGCCUUUCGAUGCGGAACUUCAAUCCUUCUGCAAAGUUUACCAAAAAAUUAUUUUGGUUCCCAGACCAGACUAUGCUUCCAGAUUCGUUUUGUGGAAACAGAUCAUUCAACGCAACGGAGGCGUCAUCACCAACGCCUUGAAUGUAAGUUGCCUGGCGAAGGUCAGUGAUGGCUUCACCCAAGGACACAUCGUCCAGGUGGUUAAAGGUGUGCUCACGGACCGCAGAAUCCACCGGCAAAGCUACAAACCCCUCAUGGCGGUGGAGUUUAUCACAGCCUUAGCCAGCAUGAACCCGGUGUACCAGGAGGAAGAAGAGAGCUUUAAGAACUGGUAUUCCAAAACCCCUAUGGGUAAAAAGCGAGCCUUGGCACUAACAGGAGGGAUCACUGAAAAGGAAAAGGGGAAAGGAGAAAAGAAGAAACAGAAAGGAAACAAGGAGAAGAAGAAAAAGUAAUGCCUUUCUGAGACACUCAGGGAUGGCGGUGGCCCUGGCUCGCCGGGGAGACGGCUGACCCCCACCUGUCUGAAGACGACCCGGGCCACUGCCUCGAGCUCGCCAGCCCCUGCGUUCACUCAGGUCUUUGAAUGUUGCACACCAAGUUCAAUGUCCGCAGCAAUUGUUUCUAGAGCUUGUAACUGUCUCUUAAUCUGUGUAAAGCUGGUGUGUGACUGAAAUCCACUCCUUGCACACUCCACCGUCUUUCCAGCUCACCAACACCAGACACCAAAUUUAAAAUGUGGUAUUUAGAAAAUACACUGAUUUGACAAGCUAGUAGGUAGCUUGGGUCUGUCACCCGCACUCCGGCUUUUUAUCAGUCCAUAUGCACUGUAUAUUAUCUUGCACAUAUUUUAAUACAUUAAGUCUUUGUUCUACUAAUAUAUUUUAUAUAAUGGAAUAAAAACUGUUGUCUUUGAA